AUGCUCCAUAUCAAAACACCUCCCUCUUCUCCAGAGCACCAUUCCCCACCCAUUACUCCAUCCGGAUCUAGCCCGUGUGCUAUUUGUAUUGACCCAGUGGAUGAGUCUUUGCAGGCUACUGACUUUUUUGCAGGUCCUUCUUCGCCACACCCAACCCCGAGCUCGCCUCCUGUUGAGUCUGCCACCAACCCUCACAUUACAGAUCUCACUCCCACUCCAGCAUUCCCGUUGGAUUCUCACCCUAUGCUCACACGAGCUAAAGCUGAUAUUUUUAAAUCUCUUCAUUCGGCAAAUAUUAGUAUUUUGGGAUCCUUUGGUCUUCUUUCUGCUUUGCUUGUAUCUAUUGAACCUAAAGGACUCAAAUCUGCUGCUAAAAAUCCUGAUUGGCUUAUGGCUAUGGAUGACGAAGUUCAUGCCUUGCAAAAUAACCACACCUGGAUUUUGGUUCCGCGACCCUCUAACACAAACAUUGUGGGUUCCAAAUGGGUGUUUCAGACCAAAUAUUUGUUUGAUAGAUCCGUUGAGCAUCUCAAAGCUCGCCUUGUUGCAAAAUGCUAUAUUCAGAGUACCUAG
Messenger RNA from Juglans regia (Persian walnut), 573 nucleotides. RefSeq lists its product as uncharacterized. Lineage: Eukaryota; Viridiplantae; Streptophyta; Magnoliopsida; Fagales; Juglandaceae. The record is from RefSeq and is a predicted model, not a curated record. The transcript has a single exon. Bases 1 to 573 code for a protein of 190 amino acids.